GCAGCCACCGCCGCAACUCGCCAUCCGAGAGCACCGCGCUGUCUCCACUCUACAUCUGCUGUGUCUAACCUACGCUCGAAGAGGAUGGGCAUUGUGUUUAGUGGACGAUGCUACAGCAAGGCGCGUCUCGACAACAAGACGGCCAUCAUCACUGGCGCUAACACAGGCAUUGGUAAAGAGACUGCGUUGGACCUGGCCCGCAGAGGAGCGACCGUGGUGCUGGCGUGCCGAGACGAGCAGAAGGCGGAAACAGCGGCGGAGGACCUUCGGAAGCGGUUGCAGAGCUGUGAGGGGGCGGGACAGGUGCACGUCCAGAGGCUGGACCUCGCAUCUCUCACUUCAGUUCGCGCCUGCGCACGACGGCUCCUGGAGCAGCACCCUAAAAUACACCUGCUCAUCAACAACGCCGGCAUCAUGGCGUGCCCGCAUGCCGUGACGGAGGACGGCUUCGAGAUGCAGCUGGGUGUCAACCAUCUCGGCCACUUCCUCCUCACGUGCCUUUUGCUGCCCAGGCUGCGUGCGUCUGCUCCCGCCCGCAUCGUCAACGUCUCCUCGCUGGCGCAUUUAGGUGGUUCUAUCAACUUCGACGACCUGAUGUGGGAGAAAUCUUACAACGCGACUUUCGCUUACGCGAGAAGCAAGCUUGCCAAUAUCCUGUUCACCAAAGAGUUGGGUAAACGACUUGAAGUUGUCCGGAAUCCUAUAGGUACUGGCGUGACAGCAUACAGCUUGCACCCAGGAGUCGUUGCGACUGAGCUGAGCAGACAUUUCGACUCGGCGUACUUCCCUGGGGUGACCUGGCUCUUCAACAACAUGGCGCGCUUCGUCAUCAAGUCUCCUGAGCAAGGGGCGCAGACCUCCAUCUACUGCGCUGUCGAGGAGAGCCUCAGCAAAGAAACUGGACUCUACUACAGCGACUGCCAACGGACGAUGCCGUCGAGGCGGGCUCGGGACGGGGAGACGGCGCGUCGCCUGUGGGAGGAAAGUGCGCGACUCGUCGGCCUCAAAGAGUGGGACCCGUGCACAGCGCCCGACGGCUCGCAGCCCUUCUGAACGCUUCUGCAACUGACUCUUACUCAGCUCAACACCGUCACACAGCUAGUGACGAAACGUCGGCAAACAAGCGGAAAACCGUCCUCCUUCUAGCUUUCGGGAUGAAGGAACUUCCUCUGUCACGAGAUAAAGAGCACACAAUUUAGUAACCGAAAUCGGAACUCAUCCGUAAGCCGACGAUAAACAGUAUUGUACGGUAAAUGAUAUACAGUCCAAAGGUUGUGCAUAUAUGGUCGAGGA
Molecule: messenger RNA, 1293 nt
Organism: Schistocerca nitens (vagrant locust)
Lineage: Eukaryota; Metazoa; Arthropoda; Insecta; Orthoptera; Acrididae
Product: retinol dehydrogenase 13-like
Exons: 8
Coding region: 85-1053 (322 amino acids)
Source: RefSeq, a predicted model, not a curated record